AUGGAGUCCCAGGUGCGCCAAAAUUUCCAUGCUGACUGUGAGGCUGCUGUGAACCACCUGGUGAACCUGGAGCUGUAUGCCAGCUAUGUCUAUCUGUCCAUGUCUUAUUACUUUGACCGUGAUGAUGUGGCCCUGAGGCAUGUGGUCCAGUUCCUGACAGAGCGGUCCCAGGAGGAGAGGGAGCAUGCAGAGAAGUUCCUGAUAUACCAGAACAAGCGAGGGGGGCGCAUUGUCCUGCAGGACAUCAAGAAGCCAGAGCGGGAUGAGUGGGGGAACAGCCUGGAGGCCCUGCAGUGUGCCCUGCAGCUGGAGAAGACUGUGAACCAGGCCCUGCUGGACCUGCACAAGCUGGCUACAGAGCAGAAUGACCCUCAUCUCUGUGACUUCCUGGAGACUGAGUACCUGGAGGAGCAGGUGAAGACCAUCAAGCAGCUGGGAGACCACCUCACCAACCUGAAGCGCCUGGAAGUGCCCCAGAACAGCAUGGGAGAGUACCUGUUCGACAAGCUCACCCUGGGGGAGAGCAGCUGA
Caretta caretta (loggerhead turtle) is the source of this 531-nucleotide messenger RNA. RefSeq names its product ferritin heavy chain A-like. The record is from RefSeq and is a predicted model, not a curated record. Gene Ontology annotation, molecular function: ferric iron binding; ferrous iron binding. Gene Ontology annotation, cellular component: cytoplasm. NCBI's taxonomy places the organism in Eukaryota, Metazoa, Chordata, Testudines, Cheloniidae. Gene Ontology annotation, biological process: iron ion transport; intracellular iron ion homeostasis.